Molecule: messenger RNA, 1249 nt
Organism: Pelobates fuscus (common spadefoot toad)
Lineage: Eukaryota; Metazoa; Chordata; Amphibia; Anura; Pelobatidae
Gene: ERICH2
Product: glutamate rich 2
Exons: 13
Coding region: 110-1054 (314 amino acids)
Source: RefSeq, a predicted model, not a curated record
GCUGUUGCGGAAGGCAUCCGUUGCUAUGGAAACACACACUAAUACUGACCUGUUUAUCCUCCCGUCCCACACGGCAUGCGUGUUGAGGUUAUAUUUAUAAUAUUAAUUAAUGGUUAACUCUGUCUCUGGCAGCCGGAGUGUGAAUACGCUGCAAUCUCUCGAUCUCCGCGGGCAGAGAAGAAAGCACCUCGGCAGAGGGGCAGCCAUGAACAGUACUCAAAUCAAGGGGGUUAAUUCCAGCAUUGCAUUGAGCAAGCGACCAGGAAAGUUAGAAGUACUUGACCCAGAAGAUGGCUUUUUCACAGAUACUUGUUCGUUGAUUCCUCGGAGGCAUAACUCUGAAGACUUGCCCUUUACCAACAAGCACACAAUAAAUCAUCAGAUUGGAAAAUUGCAAGUACUUGGUAAAGAAAAUAAAGAUGAGGCGGUAAUUUGUCCCAUUGGAACAACAUCACGACCAAGCAGUGCCAUAAGAAGACCAGGAUCCGCUGAAAUUAAAUGUUACUCGCCAACUAAACAGAUUUCCUUAUGUGCAGUAAAACGUUUAUCGCAAAGUGGUGAUGCUUCAAGUUCUGAUCAUAUAGAAAGACUGUCAACAGAGAUGAAUUCCAGUGGCAUUCCAAGCAGUUCCACACUAGAACCAAUUGAUAAAGGAUCUCAGUCGCAAGCAAUUCAAAAUAUAAGUAUUAAAAAGGAGCAGGAAGAAUCUAGUGAUGAAGAGGAAAGUGGUGAUGAAACUGGAGGAGCACCCACACAAUUAUGUGCAGAGUUCCUUAAUGCUGUGAUGGAUAAGGAUUAUAAAUUGGCUCAGAAGCUAUGUCAGAUGUUACUUCUAUAUGAACCAGAAAAUCCUGAAGCUAAAGAGUUUUCCCCACUAAUUGAAGAAAUGUUGCAAAUUGAAGCUCAAGAAAGUGAUACUGAAGAUGAUGAUGAUGAUGAUGAUGAUGAUGAUGAUGAUGAUGAAACAGAUGAAGAAAGCUAUUCUAGUGAAUCUAGCGAGGACAGUUCCACAGGAAACUCUGAGGAUUCAAGUGAAGAUGAAAGUGAUAAUUAGAUAUGUACUGUUAAUGUUUUCUAAUGGUGUUGGCUAUGAUAUAAGUUAGAAAAGAUAUGUUCUACCAUAAGUAUUAUACCAGUGGCACAACAUUAGGAACAGCAUGUUCUACUCUAGAUCUUUUGGUAUUCAAGGUAUGUAUAAUACUUGGGAAUCCUGGAAGCAUCACUACCUCAGCAAGUCACCAUCAUAGAG